AAGCAUUGGUGGGCAGAAAGAUAUUGAUAUAUUAAUGUCAUAUGAACACCAGUUUGGAUGAAUAACACAUUUGCAAUCUAGCAGCUGCCAUGGAAGAACCUUGGAAAUUAGUGCCCGAAGAUCAUAUUCUAAUAUGACAUGUAUUCCCCAAAUCGUCUGUUUCGGAACGUGAAGCGGCGUUGUUCCCUGUUUGCUUCAUGCGUCAGUUCCUUCCGCCGGGUUCCCUCCCGGCUUUCUCACCGCCCACCCUCCCACAACUCACCGGAAUUCAAAUUCUGAAUUUUUUGCAUUCGAAAAUCGAUUCCAAUCGUCACCCAAUUCUCCUUUUUUGUUGAUUUUGAUUUUACGUAUUGUGGGCCUCUGCUAAACUAACCAAUCACCAACCGACCUCGGACUUGGGAGUAAUUGGGCUAUGGCGGAAGGAGAAUUUUCCGAUCAGAAUCGUCUUCUUAGAUCCAUGGAGGAUCACAGUGGGGAAGAUCAUGAUUUGGAAUCGCAGGAUGGAGUUGGAGUUCAUUUCCAUAGGAAUAACAGUGGAAAACGAGGUGGGUUUCUGGAUCUGUUUCAGCAUCUCAAUCGAGGCAACAGCUUCUCCGGUCGUCGUCUUAGUUAUAAGCGGAUUGAGAUGGAUAAUCAUAACGUUAAUUACAACCCCUCUUCUGUUAAUAUCAUUGGUCGAAGUCGUGCGGCUUCUACUUCUUCCGAUCGUCACAACAAUUUCAAUUCUCAUCCUCACCAUGCCCCCACUGCAAUCGAUGGUGAAAUCGACGACAAUCUUGAUGAUACUGCUCCGCCUGAAUGGGCUUUGCUUCUUAUUGCCUGCCUCCUCGGCCUCGCCACCGGUCUUUGUGUUGCAGCUUUUAACAUUGGGGUACAUGUAAUCCAUGAGUGGGCCUGGGCUGGCACUCCAAAUGAGGGUGCUGCUUGGCUUCGGUUACAGAGAAUGGCUGAUACUUGGCAUCGCAUUCUUUUGAUACCGGUAACUGGAGGUGUUAUAGUGGGUAUGAUGCAUGGUUUGCUUGAGAUACUCUGCCAAAUAAAACAAUCAAGUUCUCCUCAAAGUCAAGGAUUUGAUUUACUUUCUGGAGUCUUUCCUACAGUUAAAGCCAUUCAGGCAGCCAUCACUUUAGGUACUGGCUGUUCACUGGGUCCUGAAGGACCAAGUGUAGAUAUUGGAAAAUCAUGUGCCAAUGGAUUCUAUCUUAUGAUGGAAAACAACAGUGAAAAGAUAAGAAUAGCAUUUGUUGCAGCUGGUGCAGCAGCAGGAAUUGCUUCAGGCUUUAAUGCAGCCGUUGCGGGUAGCUUCUUUGCAAUAGAAACUGUAUUAAGACCUCUGCGUGCAGAAAAUUCCCCUCCAUUUACAACUGCAAUGAUCAUAUUGGCAUCUGUUAUAUCUUCUACAGUCUCUAAUGUUUUACUUGGCACACAGUCUGCUUUCACAGUACCUGCUUAUGAUUUAAAAUCUGCUGCUGAACUGCCGUUGUACUUGAUUCUGGGAAUGCUAUGUGGCGUUGUGAGUGUAGCAGUGACACGUUUAGUGGCUUGGUUUGGUAAAUCAUUCGAGUUUGUCAAGGAAAGAUUUGGCCUUCCUCCUGUUGUUUGUCCUGCUUUAGGUGGUCUAGGAGCUGGAAUAAUAGCUCUUAAGUACCCUGGAAUCCUUUAUUGGGGUUUCACAAACGUUGAAGAAAUCCUACAUACUGGGAAUCGCCCUUCAGCUCCUGGGAUUUGGUUAUUAACUCAGAUAGCCGCAGCAAAAGUUGUGGCUACGGCUCUGUGCAAGGGUUCUGGGCUCGUAGGUGGCCUUUAUGCACCCAGUCUAAUGAUCGGUGCUGCUGUUGGUGCUAUAUUUGGGGGCUCAGCUGUUGAAAUUAUCAAUAUUGCAAUUCCUGGAAAUGCAGCUGUCGCUCAGCCACAGGCAUAUGCACUGGUUGGGAUGGCUGCUACGCUGGCCUCAGUCUGUUCGGUGCCGUUGACAUCAGUUCUACUUCUGUUUGAGCUGACAAAGGAUUAUAGGAUACUCCUUCCUCUCAUGGGGGCUGUUGGCUUGGCCAUAUGGGUUCCUUCAGUUACAAAACAGACCAAGGAAACCGAGUCAUCUGAUAAGCGGGGUACAGCUAGAGGUUAUGCUUCUCUUUCACCUUCUGAACAUAAAGAUGGGGUACCUUGGAGAUAUGAUAAUGGUGACGGUGACUUGGAACUCUCCGAGGUAGUAAAUCCAACUGACCAUGAAUCAAAUUAUGAAGAUAAUCUUCUUGAAGGCCUAAAGGUUUCUCAAGUGAUGUCAAAGAACUAUCUGAAGGUUUCAUUGUCUAUGUACGUGAAAGAUGUAUUAAAAUAUAUGAAAGAUAACCAACAGAACUGUGCACUAGUGGCUGACGAUGGUGAUUUCCUUGAGGGAAUAUUGACAAAUCGUGACAUUAAACGGUAUUUCUUCAAGAAGUAUGGUGAUAGUCUGAAGGGUGAUCCACUUAGUGUGGAUACUUGUCUCGUGUCCUCUAUUUACACUCGAGGGAUUAGUUAUCGUGGGCGAGAACGAGGAAUUUUGACCUGUUACCCAGACACUGAUCUGGCAACUGCCAAGGAACUAAUGGAGGCUAAGGGUAUAAAACAGUUGCCCGUUGUUAAGCGUGGCAGAGAAAGGAAAAGAAGAAUCGUAGCCAUUCUCCAUUAUGAUUCAAUUCUUAACUAUCUCAGAGAGGUCGUGGAUAAAAGGGAAACAGCCUAUCCUAGUGGAAAAGAGUUAGUUGUUCAGGAGAAUAUUGCAGAUGGCCAUUAAGGAGCUGUGGAACAAAUUCAGAGCUCAAGUUUUCCAACAUUCAGUGUAGAGGAACAAACUGAAUGUUGAACUAAAAUGGUCUGUUUUAUUCAGAAUUAAAACCCGCUCCGCUGAUGACAGAACAUUUGAAUCCCUCUGGUUGAUCUUCAGAUAAGAGAUAAAAUUUUAUGGUGAGUUAUGCUGAUAUGUAGUACUUUCCAUGUAAUUUAGCAAAUUGUAUUUUACACAGAAUCAACAAUCCAAAGGCUGUAACAUAAUACACAGAUUAUUUCAGAAGCACAGUUGGAACCAUGAGAGAAUGCAUGCUGCCAUUGAUGGUCUACUGAGAAUUCAAGCUGAGGGAUCCAUGUGGUUUAUUAGGGUAUAUAUUGGUCAUACCUCAGCCACCUUACAUUUGAGGUUUGAAUGUAGCUGAUUCAUUCUUCUCACUAUUUUUUUUGGCAUUGGAAUAUUUACUCCUGAUCUGUAAGUUGUAAUGAUCUGGUGUAGUGGAAUCAUUUCAAUGAAUUAACUCAUUCCCACUUCUCAGUUCUCAUGA
Momordica charantia (bitter melon) is the source of this 3314-nucleotide messenger RNA. RefSeq names its product chloride channel F (gene CLC-F). Lineage: Eukaryota; Viridiplantae; Streptophyta; Magnoliopsida; Cucurbitales; Cucurbitaceae. Gene Ontology annotation, molecular function: chloride transmembrane transporter activity. Gene Ontology annotation, biological process: chloride transport; transmembrane transport. The record is from RefSeq and is a predicted model, not a curated record. Gene Ontology annotation, cellular component: membrane; Golgi apparatus; chloroplast.